Arabidopsis thaliana (thale cress) is the source of this 510-nucleotide messenger RNA. RefSeq lists its product as uncharacterized. The transcript has a single exon. The record is from RefSeq and is marked reviewed. The coding region runs from base 1 to 510 and encodes 169 amino acids. NCBI's taxonomy places the organism in Eukaryota, Viridiplantae, Streptophyta, Magnoliopsida, Brassicales, Brassicaceae.
AUGAGAAAACAAACCUCAAUACAUGAGACAGGUCCACUUAAAGAUUUUAAAAGCUCUCACAAAUCUGGACAUGCAAAACCAAAUUAUGAUACAUUAGUACUCAAAAUCAUUCCAUACAUUACUAAAAUUAGAUCCGCAGCUCAGAAAUUAUAUAAUCUUAAAGCUCAUGCAGCUGAUCUAUCGAUGAUAAACGCCAUAACUACGAAACUAAUCUCACGGAUAAAAACAAAUAUCACAAAAACGACUCAACAAAAAAUGUGUACAAUCAAAUCAAAUUGCAGGUUAAGAAUAGAUAUACACGGAAUCAGACUAACCGAUGAACUAUUGGAGACGAGUCAGCUCAAGAAUUUCGAAAAUGGCGGAUCGCCGUCACGAGAUCCCAUUGAAAUUCGACGGAAAACAGUCGGAAAAAGCCGUGAUGUGAGGCCGAUUCAGGAGAAAAGGGAAGCUAGGGCAAGAGAGAGAGCGAGUGAAAGCGAGAUGGAGAAGAGAGCAGUGAUGAUUAACUGA